Rosa chinensis is the source of this 1695-nucleotide messenger RNA. RefSeq names its product L-type lectin-domain containing receptor kinase IX.1. The record is from RefSeq and is a predicted model, not a curated record. Lineage: Eukaryota; Viridiplantae; Streptophyta; Magnoliopsida; Rosales; Rosaceae. Gene Ontology annotation, cellular component: plasma membrane. Bases 1 to 1695 code for a protein of 564 amino acids. The transcript is spliced from 2 exons. Gene Ontology annotation, molecular function: carbohydrate binding; protein kinase activity; ATP binding. Gene Ontology annotation, biological process: protein phosphorylation.
AUGACCAAAUCGAACACAGAGUCCAGUUAUGAGUCCCCGUUUGUGGUUGUGGAGUUUGACAUCUUUCAGAAUCUGGUGACGUCGGUGCAAGAUCCCGCCGGCGACCACGUCGGCAUUGAUGUCGACUCGACAAAGUCUUUGGUCACAAAGCCUUGGAAUGGUAGCCUUGUGAAUGGGGCAAUCAAUAGUGCUAUGGUUAGAUAUGAUUCUGUGUCCAAAAAUAUUAGUGUUGCCUACACUAGUUAUUUGAAUGGUACACAAGUGAUGAGGUAUGUUCAUUACACGGUGGAUUUGGAUCAGUACUUGCCGGAUUUGGUCAUCGUUGGGUUCUCGGCCGCAACAGGUGCACUGACUGCUCUGCAUAAGAUCAAUUCUUGGAGCUUUGAUUCAACUUCAUUGGUAGAUGAAAACAACACAUCAAUUCUUCCUGAGCCAAGGGUCAAACCCAAGUCAGGAAAUGACAAUGUUGGACUAGUGGUUGGGUUGGUUGUUGGGGGAGGUGUCAUCUUGGCUGGUGUGUUGGGUUUGGUUUGGUUUUUCUUUUGCAAGAAGAGAGGAGGAGGGGAGAGUGAUGAUGAAGAUCCUAUGGUGUAUGACUCGAUUGAUGAUGAGUUCGAAAAGGGGACAGGCCCCCGGAAGUUUGCAUACAGCAACUUGGCUCGUGCGACGAGUAAUUUUUUGGAAGGAGAGAAGCUUGGAGAGGGAGGAUUUGGUGGGGUUUAUAAAGGAUUCAUCAAAGAAUUGGAUUCAUAUGUUGAUGUUAAGAGGGUGUCUCGGGGGUCUAAACAAGGGCUCAAGGAGUAUGCGGCAGAAGUAAGGAUCAUCAGUCGACUUAGGCAUCAAAACCUGGUACAACUCAUUGGUUGGUGCCAUGAAAAAGGAGAACUACUAGUUUACGAAUUCAUGCCAAAUGGCAGCUUAGAUACCCAUCUGUUCAAAGCCAGAAGCUUGCUAGCUUGGGAGGCAAGAUAUAAAAUUGGUCAAGGGUUGGCAGCGGGGCUGUUUUAUCUCCAUGAAGAAUGGGAACAAUGUGUGCUACAUAGGGAUAUCAAAUCUAGCAAUGUUAUGUUGGAUUCAAAUUUCAAUGUGAAACUUGGGGAUUUCGGGUUAGCUCGACUUGUGGACCACGGGAAACAAUCACAAACCACAGUUUUGGCCGGAACCUUGGGAUACAUGGCUCCUGAAUAUACUACCACAGGGAAAGCUAGCAAGGAAACAGAUAUCUAUAGUUUCGGAAUUGUAGCUUUGGAGAUUGCUUGUGGGAGAAAACCCGUGGAUGUCAAGUUAGGAAGACAUCAAAUCAAUAUGGUGGAGUGGGUUUGGAAGCUCUAUGGAGAAGGAAAAGUAAUUGAAGCAGCUGACCCAAAACUGUGUGGAGAUUUUGAUGAGAAACAAAUGGAGUGCUUGUUGAUUGUUGGAUUGUGGUGUGUUCACCCGGAUUCUAAUAUCAGGCCUUCGAUACAGCAAGCGAUUCAAGUGCUCAACUUUGAAGUUCCGUCACCUAUUCUCCCAUCAAAAAUGCCAGUGGCUAGUUAUAUUGCUGCUCCAGUGUCAUUCUUAAUCGUGUCCGGUAAUACUAGUGAUUUAGAAAGAGGUCAAACAAAGUCUUCAGGUUACAACACCAAUGCUUCCCAGUUCACCACUACUUCUGCAUCAUAUUCCUCUCCAUCAGCAUCACUUCUACACGCAAAAUAA